This is a messenger RNA of Hemibagrus wyckioides, 3005 nucleotides long. It is a transcript of the gene dph1, whose product is annotated as diphthamide biosynthesis 1. Gene Ontology annotation, biological process: protein histidyl modification to diphthamide. The transcript is spliced from 12 exons. The record is from RefSeq and is a predicted model, not a curated record. The coding region runs from base 8 to 1300 and encodes 430 amino acids. Lineage: Eukaryota; Metazoa; Chordata; Actinopteri; Siluriformes; Bagridae. Gene Ontology annotation, molecular function: 2-(3-amino-3-carboxypropyl)histidine synthase activity.
UCGACUGAUGAUGCCUUUAUUCAUCGCACGUAGAGCAUGCGCAAACAUGGCGGCGCCCAGUGGAGAUGUUGAAAUCGCCACUAAAAAGCCGACAGUGAAAGGCCCGAGGAGGGUUGCGAAUCAGAUUCCUGAUGAGAUUCUCAAAGACCCUGAGCUUCAAGAGGCAGUUAGUGUUCUGCCUUCCAACUACAAUUUUGAGAUCCACAAAACAAUAUGGAGAGUGAGGCAGGCGAAAGCUAAAAGAGUGGCUUUGCAGCUUCCGGAGGGGCUACAGAUGUUUGCCUGUGUGAUCGCUGACAUUAUCGAGAGGUUUACAGGAGCAGACACACUGGUUAUGGGUGAUGUGACGUACGGAGCCUGCUGUGUGGACGACUUCACUGCCCGUGCUCUCGGAGCUGACUUCAUGGUGCACUACGGACACAGCUGUCUGAUUCCCAUAGAUGCCACGGCAGGGAUCAAAAUGCUCUAUGUGUUUGUGGACAUCCAGAUGGAUACAGCUCACUUCCUGGACACACUCCGGUUCAAUUUCCCCCCAGGGCACUCCCUCGCUCUCGUCAGCACCAUCCAGUUUGUGGCUGCACUACAGGCGGUCAGUGCAGAGCUGAGGUCGGAUUACGAGGUUCUUGUGCCUCAAUGUCGGCCGCUGUCUCCGGGAGAGAUCCUGGGCUGCACCUCCCCUCGCCUUGAUAAGAACGUCAAUGCCAUCAUAUACCUCGGGGAUGGAAGGUUUCACUUAGAAUCAAUCAUGAUCGCCAAUCCAGAUGUCCCAGCUUACAGAUAUGAUCCCUACAAUAAGGUUUUCUCCCGGGAGUAUUAUGACCACAAGGCCAUGCGUGCCAACAGAAUGCAGGCCAUAGAGACGGCACGCUCUGCUCAGAGGUGGGGUCUGAUUCUGGGCACGCUUGGUCGCCAAGGCAAUCCCAAAAUUUUAGAACAUUUGGAAGUGAAGCUGAAGGCUCUUGGCAGGUCAUUCACCAGGGUGCUCCUUUCAGAGAUCUUCCCGAGCAAGCUGGCGCUGAUGGCAGAUAUUGACACAUGGGUUCAGAUCGCAUGUCCUCGACUGUCAAUCGAUUGGGGCACGGCAUUCUCCAAGCCUCUGCUGUCUCCCUAUGAGGCGGCUGUAGCUCUGCAGCAGGCACGAUGGCAGGAGGUGUAUCCCAUGGACUUCUACUCCAAUCAGAGCCUGGGGCCUUGGACCCCUAAUCACCCAGACAACCAGCCCCAACGGCCCACACGUAAACAGCAGAAGGCAGACUCACACUGUGAGCGCACGGUCCCCUGUGGCUGCCAGCGCGAAUGAACAGCACGCUCACACAGCAGCAGCCAAUCACUGUACAGCCUUUUCGUCUGCAGGAGUCAGCCAAUCACAGGCCUGUGUGUGCCUCUGUUGUCAGAGCAGUGGGGAUAUGGGCACACACAAAGCACUACACCAAAUCCGCCCAUCUCAUAAUAUAGCAGGAGAGUGGCUCUGUGUGCUUGGGUGUGUGUGUGUGGGUGUGUGUGUGGGUGUGUGUGUGUGUGUGUAUGUGUGUGUGUGUGUGAGAAAGAGAGAGAGACCAAGAGAGAGAGAGAUAGCAAUGACCCUCAGAGCACAUUGUUUGUUUCAUAUUGCAGCAUGUGGGUGGCUUGUUAAAUGCAAUCUUCUUGUCUCUGUCCUAGAAAGAUCCUGCCAGACACUUUGCAUUGUUGACCUUCAUGCAUUCGAUUGAAAGCAAAAUUGCAUCGCUCUGAGCAAAACAAUACACUUUUCCCUUUUAGCUCUGUCAUCCAUGCUUCUGUGACACAAAUUGCAGAACAUGUCCAACCAUAUUGCAUUAUGUGAUUUUUACCAAACACAAAAUUUCAUGUCCAAAGCUAAAUUAAAUAUUAUAACUGCCCAGACUGCCCAUGUCUAGACUUUUUCAGGUUCUGAAAUAGCUGACUGUUAAACAUUAAUGGAGGUCCUCCACAUUUGUUCAUUUGUUCAACUUCAGUAACCAGUUUAUCAUGGUCACGGUCACGGCAGAGCUGGACCCUUGCCCAGACACAUUGGAUGGGGCGUCUUUUCAGCUGAGUGCAAAAGUUUGUGUACCCGUUCUUUUUGAAGGAUGAAAUAAAAAAAUUAAAAAAAGACAUUUAUUACAGAUUCAUUCACUAUCACAGAUGCAGAAUUUUAUGAUUGUUUUUAAGGCCAAAAUACCAAAAUGCCAACAAAAUACCACGAUUGCACAGUAAAAGUUUACACAAGACACUUUUGGUAAUUAUUAAGGGCGUUUUUCAAAUUUAAAAUAAACCUUUCUGCUCAUGCAAAUAAUUUGACACAUUAUCAUCGUUCAACUAGCUUUUAAACCUUUUUAUGUUUGUUCUUGGUAGCUUAGUGGUUAAGGCGUUGGACUACUGGUUGUGAGUUUGAGUCCACCAAGCUGCCACUGCUGGGCCCCUGAGCAAGGCCGUUAUCUCUCAAUUUCUCAGUUCUAUAAAAAAAAAGAGAGAGAGACAAAUUGUAAGUCACUCAGGGCAUCUGAUCAGGGCAUCUGCCAAUUGGCGUAAAUGUAAGUCUGUCAUGUUGCAUCCCUGUGUUUAAAAUAAAAAAAUGGGGGAAAAUAGAUUCACCUUAUUCUGUUUUUGUUUGUUUUUUUGCUUAUCAGCAGCUUUUUGCUGGACAAUAAGCAUUAAUAGGACGGCAAUCAAAAAGAUAUUAUAAAUGGUGCCUUUCAUUCCACAUGACUUUCCACAUCUCCUGCUGUUUAGGGUGUUGUUCAUGUCUCUGCCUUUGUUUUUCCACUUAUUUUUAUUCCACUCUUUGGUGGUCUGUUUCCUCAUUUCUACGUGAUUGCUUUCACUGUUGAUAAUGUUAUCCCAAAACACUUUAAUGUUUUUUAUAUAUUUCUAAUAUUGGGUCUUGUGAAAGUUGUGUUUCUGAUCUCUUAAUUCCUUUAAGCUCACAGAGAAACAAUCGAAUAAAGAAAGUGUGUCGAAUUUUUAGCUUGCUAAUAAACUGCAGCUAAUCAAACCUGUGAAAGAAA